Molecule: messenger RNA, 1054 nt
Organism: Juglans regia (Persian walnut)
Lineage: Eukaryota; Viridiplantae; Streptophyta; Magnoliopsida; Fagales; Juglandaceae
Exons: 2
Coding region: 8-1054 (348 amino acids)
Biological process (GO): root development; shoot system development
Source: RefSeq, a predicted model, not a curated record
CUGUGAGAUGAAGAGAGCAACCAUGGCUGCAGCUUUCUCCCCCAAACCACCAUCUAAACGCUAUAGUGUUCGAUCUAUUAGCUUGCCGGCUAGAUCUCAUCCCAGCACACUCAGGGUUGAAGAAGAGUUAAACAAGCUUAAAUCUUGGGAGGCAUCAAGUAGUACUACUUCAUCAUCAUCAUCGUCAAAGGUGGAAACAACCAUAUGCCUUAAUGGUCUAUCCCUUCUAAGUGAGUUGUACAGAUGCAUAGAGGAUCUUCUUAAUUUGCCAUUGACCCAACAAGCUCUUGCCCAAAAUCAGCACCAGAAAUUUGUCAAUAACUUGUUGGAAAGCUGCUUGGGAUACUUGGAUGUAUGUGGCAACACCAGGGAUGCCAUUCUAUUAAUGCAGGCUUCCAUUCGAGAACUUCAAUCUGCUCUUCGCAGAAGAAAGGUGGGAGAUCACUUGAGCAUUGAAAGUAUUUUCACUGCUUAUAGUUGCUCGAGAAGAAAGAUGAAAAAGGAGAUUGCAAACUCUCUAGCAUCCAACUUGAAGCCAUUAAUGGAUAACCAAUUCGAGGACUCUCCCAUGUUAGCUCUAGAUGAUCACCUCGCGGCAGUGGUUAGAGUCCUUAGAGAAACAAGUUUGACUACUGUUUCGAUCUUUCACUCCCUCUUUGUAUUACUUUCUCUGCCAAUAUUGAAACCAAAGCCUAGCAGGUGGAAAUUGGUUUCCAAACUGGUGCAGAAAGGUGAAGCAACACGUAAAGAGCAACCGGCCAUGAAUGAAUUGGAAAGCGCGGACAUAUCACUCGGCAACCUCUUGUUGCAAAAUUCAAGCGAAGAUAUGAUCAUCAAGGCACAAAAGAUUCAAUCUGCACAGAUUAGGUUGGAUGCCUUAGAUGUUGGCAUGGAAGGCAUUGAGAAAGGAAUCAGGAUCAUCGGCUCCUCCACUCUUCUAGCACAAGUGAAGUCAAAUCUCCCAACGGCUAUAUGUUUGCCUUGCCUUCUACACCAACCAGAUACAUACCCAUACCAUACCAUAGAUAACUCAGGAAAAUCAAACCUUAAUUAA